Molecule: messenger RNA, 1136 nt
Organism: Symbiodinium sp. CCMP2456
Lineage: Eukaryota; Dinophyceae; Suessiales; Symbiodiniaceae
Source: the annotation of a GenBank genome assembly
GUGAUCUCGGGCAGACCGCGGCGACACCUCCGCACGAUGCCUCAGACUCAGAGGAGGAGGACGACUCUUUCGUUCUCCAGAGAACUAGCACCGUGAAAGACGGCCGGUCUGCACCUGCAUCUGGCGAAGCGGCCGAUGACAGUGCCCUUCGUGCCAAUCCAGGCUUUCGAGUAAAGAACACCUUCAUCCACGUGGAUGAAGAGGUCGGCACCGGGAUGGGACGGACAGAGUCCGAUCAGUUCGCGGCCACGCGAACGCAGUCUGACCCCUCAGGCAGCAAUGUGCGUUUGCCACGUUGGCCUUCGAGGCAAGCGCCCCGAGUUCCGGCCGUGCCGGAAGAUUCUUCCGAGGCACCGGCCGAGUCAGAUUCGGACGAGUCUGGUGCAGAGCGGACGCACAAGGAGCUGGAGAGGUUCGAGACUUGGGACCAUUUUGCUGUCCAAGCUCACGGCUACGCAGGGUCGCUGCCCAUGCCGGGCGCAGAUGUUCCUCCUAUGAUGCCAAUGAUCCCAGUUGGCAUGCCUCAGGAGGGCUACCAGAUGCCGGCUGCCUUUGGUUGGCCCGAUGCUUCUGGCCAGAUGACGCUGGCACCUUCAACCGGGCCGGCUUUCGGCCUCGUGCACAGCUUCCACAAAGAGGUCCGGGGUUUCGGCCUUGCCAGCCCUGAUCUCCGGCAAUUUACGAAGGGUCAGGAUUACGAGGGCAGAUUGUCCGUGAUCUCCGGGUCUGAGGUGCAGAGAGGUGGUGUUCAGAAAUACUUGAUGCAGUUCUCAGACGGGGAGCUCACGAAAGCAGAUGGUGUCGGAUUCGUGUUUGCAUCACGCGUGCCGUGUGCAAAGAACAUUCAAAAGAUCGUGUCAGUCUUCGUGAAUCAGCGCGGGCGAAUCUGCAUGCGUGUCUUCGGCGACAUCCUGAAAGCGAAGAAGCACGUGCGGGCGCUGCAGGUGGGUGACUGGAUCGAAAUGGCAAUCGACCUGGAGAAGCUUGGCACGGAUUUGAUUUACUCUGUUCCGAAAACCUUGCAGGUUCAUUCGGAGCUGUUCUUCUCAGCAUCACUAUUUAACAUAUUUUACGAUGUUGCUAACGAUGGAUGCGUGUCAUGCGUACAUGUUCGUUGUUGUGUUCAUGCUCUAUAA